CAACAAUCGAAGAACACACCUUCUCUCAGAUACUUCUUCCCUUCUUGCCCUGAAUCUUUCCUGGCUUCAUCCAUAGGAUCUUCUCAUCUACCGGUCGGUCUAAGCUUCCUGAAACACCGCCAGAAUGUUCAUUGCUCGAUCAGAGUACGAUCGAGGGAUCAACACCUUCUCCCCCGAAGGUCGUCUCUUCCAGGUCGAAUAUUCACUAGAAGCAAUCAAACUUGGUUCAACAGCCAUUGGCGUUGCGACUUCACAUGGCGUCCUCCUCGGUGUCGAGAAACGCGUCACCUCUCCUCUACUCGUUUCCUCGAGCAUUGAAAAGAUCGUCGAGAUCGACAGACACAUUGGAUGCGCCAUGUCUGGUCUACAAGCAGAUGCCCGAAGUAUGAUCGAGCACGCACGAAUCGAGUCACAAAACCACCAAUUCAACUACAACGAGAAAUUGGGAGUGGAAAGCUGCACGCAGGCCAUUUGCGAUUUGGCCCUGAGAUUCGGUGAGGGAGCGCAGGGAGAAGAGUCAAUAAUGAGUCGGCCAUUCGGUGUUGCAUUACUGAUUGCUGGCUGGGAUGAAGACAAUGGACCACAAUUGUACCACGCCGAGCCAUCAGGAACGUUCUACCGAUACGAUGCAAAAGCCAUUGGCUCUGGUAGCGAAGGAGCUCAAGCUGAAUUACAAUCCGAGUACCACCGAUCAUUAACGCUAGAAGAAGCAGAGACGUUGGUUCUGAAGACACUGAAGCAGGUCAUGGAGGAAAAGCUGGAUUCAAAGAAUGUCCAACUAGCCAGCGUCACUCGAGAAGGUGGAUUCAGAAUCUACAGCGACGAAGACAUGAGCACUGUGGUUGCAAGAUUGGAGGGUGAUUAGGGGCUUCUAGACAUACGCCAUACACCGCAAGGUUGCACAUCAGGGUUACGAGCAUCGUCUGGAGUUGGGGCGGCAACGGGCAACCGGGUCUGGGCCAACACUCAGAAUCCUCAAGGUCAAAAUGAAUGGAUUUGCCAAAUAUUGCUCGACGUCUUGUGAUGCCGCGGCCGCGCAGAUGCUGCUAAUGUCCUACAGACCUCCGCUACCAAAUGUUGGUUCCCGCCGCACUAGCGCCCUGAACCUGGCUUUGUGGCUAUACCGUGCCUCCCCAGCAUCCAGAUCACUCCCAGGUCUAUUCCGUUGGUCGCUCAGCUUGUGGAGUUAUCCGCGCAAUAUGUCGACGCUGGCCGUCCGACCAAUCAAUGAGGGCUGAAUGAGCUGUUUUGAGGUCAGCCAGAUCCCAUGGAGCUCUUCUACUCUUCUACUCGACUCACCUGUUACCCGAUUGUCCCAAACAACAACAGUGCCAGGCUUCCAUUUCACCCUAGCCUGAAGGUCUUGACUGAGGGCUAUAUGGUCAUAGAGGAACUUGAGGAGGUAGUCGCUUUCCUCUUGUUUGAACCCGACGAUAUACCGUGUGAACUGUGGGUUGACAUAUAAUGCCUUCUCACCGGUCGCCGGAUGAGUCCUCACCACAGGAUGAAUAGACCUGCAGGACGUCAGUGACUCCGAAGACAGUCACGAUCAGACACAGGUGCAGGCUUACGAAACAGGGUCUCUUCUGACAAUACUGCCCCUAUUUAGAGCGCUCGUGGCUUGUUCGUAGCCCGAAUGAACAGCUUGCAAGCCAGCGAGGCGUUCACGGAACGCAGGUGAUAGCCUCUCAUACGCUUUUGCCUGGUUGACAAACAAGGUAUCGCCUCCAGCGCCGGGGACAUCGAGGGCGUACAAAAAGGUAGUUCCUGGACAAGAGUCAGCGGGUCUCGAGUGGGCUUUUGGAUGGUCUCGAGCCUUACCUGGAGGUUGAUUCUCAUACGUGACGUCGCUGUGCCAGGCGAUGGAGUUUGUCCGGUUAUUCAGGAACUCGAGGAAAGACUUGUCAUCAGCACCACGGUGGACGAGAUGGACCUCAGGAUACCCUUUCGGCGCUCCACUAUACUGGGUCAGUGGGAUCAUUGGCGUGAAGUUGAGGUUAGGCUUGCUUACCUGGCCGGGUGAAUGUGCAGUCGGCCAAAAUAGCGGCCAAACUCAAGAGCUUUUUCAAUGGGAAGAGAUGCAAAGUCUUGAUCUCUGAAAGCGACGACCUUCUUCUGCGCCACCAAAAGCGCCAGUUCGUCCUUGCCCUUGUCGUUCAGUUGAGAAAGCUGCACGCCGGUGACCUCGGCUCCAAUAGAGGCGGUGAUGUCUUCAAGAUGGCUUCCCUCCUUUAGCAGGUUGGGAAAGGAUGGGUCAGCGUCUUUGCCGUGCUCGUAGUGCUCAAAUGGUUCCAAAGGAGCAUAUCUAGACAAGCGAAGGUCCUGGUCAGUGACGAAGUCCUACUUGACCGCAAAAUCACGUGGAUUUGUCCCGAAGCUCAACUUCGCCG
Exophiala xenobiotica is the source of this 2390-nucleotide messenger RNA. RefSeq names its product proteasome subunit alpha type-5. NCBI's taxonomy places the organism in Eukaryota, Fungi, Ascomycota, Eurotiomycetes, Chaetothyriales, Herpotrichiellaceae. Gene Ontology annotation, biological process: proteasome-mediated ubiquitin-dependent protein catabolic process. Bases 125 to 865 code for a protein of 246 amino acids. The transcript is spliced from 5 exons. Gene Ontology annotation, cellular component: proteasome core complex; nucleus; proteasome core complex, alpha-subunit complex. The record is from RefSeq and is a predicted model, not a curated record.